Leptonychotes weddellii (Weddell seal) is the source of this 925-nucleotide messenger RNA. The record is from RefSeq and is a predicted model, not a curated record. Lineage: Eukaryota; Metazoa; Chordata; Mammalia; Carnivora; Phocidae.
AUGCGCUGGAACAAGGGAACCAUCUUAAAAGCAUCUGUGGACUAUAUCCGAAAGUUGCAACGAGAACAGCAACGUGCAAAAGAACUUGAAAACCGACAGAAGAAACUGGAGCACGCCAACCGGCAUUUGCUGCUCAGAAUACAGGAACUUGAAAUGCAGGCUCGAGCUCACGGACUUUCACUCAUUCCAUCCACGGGCCUCUGCUCCCCCGAUUUGGUGAAUCGGAUCAUCAAGCAAGAACCCACUCUCGAGAACUGCAACCAAGACCUCCUUCAGCAUCAUGCAGACCUACCUUGUACGACGACACUCGACCUCACAGACGGCACCAUCACCUUCAACAACAACCUUGGAGCCGGGACCGAGAGUAACCAAGCCUACGGCGUCCCCACGAAAAUGGGAUCCAAACUGGAAGACAUCCUGAUGGAUGACACGCUUUCUCCCGUGGGCGUAACUGACCCACUGCUUUCGUCAGUGUCCCCCGGAGCUUCCAAAACGAGCAGCCGAAGGAGCAGCAUGAGCAUGGAAGAAGCCGAGCACGCUUGUUAGCGGGCCCUCCCUGCCCUGCGCUUUCAGAAACUGCUUCCUUUCUUGAUUCGUAGGUUUCAUAAUUUACCCAAAGGGGGUUUCUUGAUAAUUUUCCUUUAAUAUGGAAGUUUUUUUCAUGCUUUAUCAAUAGCCCAGGAUAUAUUUUAUUUUUAGAAUUUUGUGAAACAGACUUGUAUAUUCUAUUUUACAACUACAGAUGCCUCCGAAGUAUUGUACAAUGAGUGUACAGUAUCUGCGAACUGAAUUCACCCUGGACUUCAGCUUUCUGAGCAAGAGGAUUCUGCAUCAGAGAAAUUUCUGUCCAUUUUUAUUCAGGGGAAACUUGGUUUGAGAUUUUAAUGCCUGUGACAUCUUUGGAAAUUAAAUGUAAAGUUUAAUC